Molecule: messenger RNA, 2721 nt
Organism: Dreissena polymorpha
Lineage: Eukaryota; Metazoa; Mollusca; Bivalvia; Myida; Dreissenidae
Product: sushi, von Willebrand factor type A, EGF and pentraxin domain-containing protein 1-like
Exons: 9
Coding region: 1036-1755 (239 amino acids)
Source: RefSeq, a predicted model, not a curated record
UGAGUCAUUUAGAUUGAGCCCACAAUUUAUGCAAAUGUAUUAACGACGGUGACUGAAACAUUAUUAAGUAAAUGUGUGAUUAACUUGAUAAUAUUAUGUUCAAAAUUGUACUGGUACAUCCAGUUAUGUCUAAAAAGUAUGUCCAAAUAAUGGCAAAAAGAUUGAAGUAAUAAUGUGAGGCAACCCAAACAUGUAUACAUAUAUUUAGUCAUCAAGUGAAGGAAAUGGACAAAUGACACUGGAAACUGUACUGAUAAAUCACAUCAAUUCAAAUGAAAAAAGAUUAUGCUAAGUAAUUGCUUGAUGCGAUGUUAGCAAGUAUUUGAAACUGCUUAGUCAAGUGCAACAUUGGAAUGAUGUGGAAAAGUGAUGACCUUAACUUUAUACAGCUAAUACUUAUUUAAAAGGAGGUGAUAAAUAAUUGCUGGAUAUAAUACAUUGUAUUUGUUUGUAGAAAAGGAUGAAGCAUACUAAAUUACAUUUCCAUAUUUUUUCCAUAAUUAUUUAAAUCAACAAAAUUGAUCAUUAAAUGCUUUGACAUGAUUAUGAGUUGAUACACUGAAGGCAGAGUUGAUCCUUUUUGUCUUAUUGGUGUUGCUUGUACUAAAACGUUGACUGGCAGUGAAUAGCUUAUCCAAACUGACGGACACAUGAUGCAGAUGUAGUUUCAUUUACUUGUAUUUUAGACGUUAUGAUAACUUACAGCUGAUUUGCCAUGCAAGUAACUUUUUGAAUCCUUACAUGAGGUAUUGAUGAAUUUCUGAAGCAUGCUCUAAGUGUCUUUAUCUAAACCGAACUUCGAUCUGUUGAAACAAACAAGGAGCACAAGGGAUUUUUAAAGAUAAACCCACGUGAAGGCCUUCCGUAUGCUGUGUUAUGCAAUGGCGCCAAAUUGAAGAGGACUGCUCUAUCUUACUUUUGGGGUCAUAGCCCCAGUGAUUGAACUAUUUUAGUGAUUGCAGAGGCACAUGCCUCUUUUAAGAUUAGGCUGACUGGAUUCUUUGAUAAGUAUUAAUUUUGAAAGAGAAUUCAACCAUGAAAUGCCAGGUGCUGAUGGUCGUUUUGCUCAUUGCCUUUGUCUCAUGUGAAGCAACUACAAAUUGCACUUCCAACACAACAGGUAUUGUAGAUUGUGGAACGACCGCUGCUCCUCCGAACGCAACAGUUGCAUACCCUAACUGUACAGUGUUUGAAUCCAUUGCAAAUGUCACGUGUAACGACGGGUACAGGCUAGUCGGGAGAAACAAUAGCGAUGUUUUCGAAAACAUUCAGUGUCAGAGUAACGGCACGUGGAAUGCAUCAAUAGGAUGCACGCCAAAAGAUUGUGGAGCGAUCGCUGCUCAGAACACAACAGUUGCAUACCUUAACGGUACAGUGUUUGAAUCCAUUGCAAAUGUCACGUGUAACGACGGGUACAGGCUAGUCGGGAGUAACAACAAAAGCGAUGUUUUCGAAUACAUUCAGUGUCAGAGUAACGGCAUGUGGAAUGCAUUAAGAAGAUGCGAGCCAAAAGAGAACAUCAUUUCUACUUCGACACCAAGCAAUUCUUCAAUGACAGAGCUUUCAUCAUCCCCAUCAAUUUCAGCAGCAAGCACGCAGGAACCAUUUGGAAACUCCACAGCCAAUGGACAGGAUGGAUCAAACAGAACUGUAGCAGCAACAACGAAAACAUGGGACCAAAAUGGAUGUUCAAGACUAGAAGCCGUUUGGUUCGUGAUAGCCAUACUGUUGCCAGUAGCGACCACCAACUUCUGAACAAUGUCUGUAAGGCACAGACAUCAAUCACAGCUGAUUAUAUGAUGUUCAUUUUGUCAGAUGCUUCAUUUGCUAUGCUGCUUAGCUGUUCAUUUUUUUGAUAACUUCUUGUGUGCAUUAGUAAACGAAUGUAUUCCCCCAAAUGUAUCAAAACCAUUCAAAGUUUUCUGAAAGUGCUUCGAUUCCUAUAAAAUAAACUGCUGCUUUAUAGAUUGUAAUAAUUAUGUUUAUGUUUGAACGCGCUAGGCGCCAAACAAAAAAUACAAAUGUAUGAUUACUAUAAUUACCCCCAACGUAUCAUAGAAUUUUGCGUUUAUAUCUGUAUUAAUAAAUCUUUAUUUUUGUAAUUUUGUUCACAAAAUUGAAUGAACUAUUUCGGCAUUUUUUUAAAUUUUCAUUUGAGGACUGGGUCUUUAUUUUUUACACAUCUUUAAUUCAAAGAAAUUUCAAAUUACAUGGAACACCAAUGGUUCUAAGACAUGAAUCACCAUUGCAAUAUAAUUGACAUUAGCUUUGGUCUAUGAUUGUUGAAAGACCAUGUGUUCGUGUUUACAUAUUAAUCUCGAAAAACAAGAGGGCCAGUAUAAAUACCUGAGGGUUGUAUCGUGCAGCAUUGUGAGUGCGGUGUGUCGAACUCAAUUGGCGACAAGAAAACCAAAGUCCGUUAAGUUACAUAGUAGCUUAUCCUGUUAUUUUAAACGCAUAGAUUAAAAAUAAGGCUGCAAACUACACAUUGAAUGAAUAUCUCAUUAAAAAGAAAUGUUAAAGGUAAGAUGACUUGUAACCCAACCCACAAAUAUGACAUUGCUGAAACAUACAACUUUUUACGCCCCAUGUUCAUUAAGAGUUCAAGUUUAUAUAUUUAUCAGAGAUUUUUUUCGCUAUUUGUAUUAAUAUAAUUUCAUUAAUUUAAUAAGUUUCGCCAUAAUUCAGAAUUAAAUAAAGGAAAUAAAAUUUCACAAAUUU